CUCCGAGAGGCUUCAUCUUCGUGUAUGACGCCACCAGCAGGGCCUCCUUCGACCACGUCGAGCAGUGGCUGGGGCAAGUCCAGCAACACCACGAGUGCGGCCCCACCACCAUCAAGAUCUUGAUCGGCAACAAGAUUGACAUGACCAACGAGCUGCAGGUCACCGAGGAAGAGGGCAGGGCGAAGGCUGAGUCGAUGGGAGCGUUCUUCAUUGGCACCUCAGCGAAGACUGCGGCGAACGUUGACAUGGCAUUCCUCACUGCCGCCCAGAACCUUGUAGAGACCAGGCGAAAGCAGAAGCAACAGCCCAAGCAGAGCGUCCCUCUCAGCGGGGGGCCGCCCCCACGGCUGGGGGCGCCGGGGCCCUCGGAUAGGGGAAAGUGCGCUUGCGGUGGCGGUCGCUGAGGGAGCUUAUCAGCGGUAGGCACUGGGGUCUCCAUACAGCUGCUCCUGCCACGCCCCCUCCGCGCUCGUUUGUCAUGCUCCUCCUCGCUGUGCUGCCCGUGCUGAUUGUUUGCGAUGCAUGAGCUUCCUGUGUUUGUUUCCCCACGUUCUCUCUCUCUUUCUCUCUCUCUCUCUCUCUCUCGUUUUUCUCUCUCUCUCUC
Molecule: messenger RNA, 604 nt
Organism: Prorocentrum cordatum
Lineage: Eukaryota; Dinophyceae; Prorocentrales; Prorocentraceae
Source: the annotation of a GenBank genome assembly